GUCGACUAUGCAUCGCUGGUGCGUCGGCGAUGUAUCGCCGAUGCAUCACCGAUGCGGCGCGAUCCUCCGAUCCGACCUCUGGGGGCCCUGGCCAGACCCCGGGGCGGUCAGCAAAAAUUAUCCAGGGCGUGAAACCGGCCCCGGGGAACUGGUCCCAAGACCAGCGGGGCUCACAUGCAAAAAAAGUACGACAUCGGAGGUUUGGGAGUUCGCCAGAACUCGGGUUUGCGGACGCUUUUUGACAGGCCCGCCCUAGAUCUUGACGGUCCAGGUUCCGUGGGAUGGUUGCAGCAGGAGCUCGCGUCAAAUUUCAGAUUGGGUCUCGUCUUGUUCCUGAAGGCCCUAUCAGGCCCACCCGAGUCCCGCGAACCCGAGUCUUGCGUCUCCCCGAGGUGAGCGAGGCGGGCUACGAGGCGGUCGCGGGGCUCCAGGACGUGGCCGCCAUGAAGGCGUUCAUCCAGCGCGCCGCUCAGCAGGCGGGCGGCCGCGUGGAGGACUGCGGCUGGCUGGACGCCCUCGCCGCGAGCCACGCGGGCGCGCCGGCGGGGCUGGCGGCCCUCCUGGAGGAGCUGACGGUGUGCAUCUCGCCGCCCUCGCUGCCCCGGGAGGUCGGCGGCGGGCCAGGGGCCCUGCCGGAGCCCGACAGCCUGGAGGGCCCCGCGCUGCUGCACAUGGACCCCGGCCUCCUGCCGCUGAGCCCGGCCAGCGGCUCCUGCCGCGGGGGCGCCACGCUGCGCUGGGCGGGCGCGGGGCCGCCCCCGCGGUGCGUGCUCGUGGACGGCUGGGCCUGCGCGGAGCUCGCGGGGGGCCUCUUCGUCGUGCCGCUGUGCCGCUCCUGUCCGCCGGAGGCCGAGGCGCCGGUCCUGGUGGACGUGGCCGUGGUGCUGCAGGACGGCCAGGGCAUCCUGUUCGAGGGCGCCUUCGCGUACUGGGUCCCGGGCCGGGUGCUCGCCGUGGAGCCGCCGCACGGGGCGCCAGCUGGCGGGGACUGGGUGCGCGUCACCACCUCCAGCCUCGCGGCGCCCAUCACCGCCGUCAGGAUCGCGGGCCAGGCGUGCGAGCUCUCGGCCGGGGCGUCGGAGGCGGAGGCCGUCGUCCUCGUGCCACCGCGCCGCACCGAAGGUCGAGCCCGUCUGGAAGGGGCCGUGAUGGUCGAGGUCGUGGCCGCGAACGGGAACGGCGCGGCCUUGGAGGCGGGCUUCGUCUACCGGCAGCCGGAGGCAUUCGGCCUCGUAGGAGACCGCGUCGACCUCUCGCACGGGAGCACGGCCGCGACUCGCAGGGACGGGGUCUGCGGGGGCGUCCUCCUCGGGGCCUUCCCCGCCCGGCGCGUCGCCGGCGGGCGCUACUUCGAGCUCCGCGUGGACGCCGUGUGCAAGAGCACCCGCACCCUCGCGGUGGGCUUCACGGCCUGCCGGCCGGGCGAGGUCGCAGCCGCGAACGGCCGCGUCCGGGCCGAGGAGGCGCGCGAGCUCGAGCGGGCCUGGCUGGUGGGCUACGAGAGGCGCGGGGCGCUGCUCCUCUGCGACGGGCGGGAGUUCCCGGUGCCGCCCUCGUGCUGGCGGCCCAAGUCGCAGGUGGCGGCAGGCGCGCGCAUCGGGGUGCUGUGGGCCGAGGGGCAGGCGGGCGACCAGCCGCCCGCCCUCUGCAUCUUCCAGGGUCGAUCCACGGACUCACUCCUCCAGAGGGCCGUCUUGGCCAGAUGUUCAAGCUGCGGACGGCCGUGGUCACGGGGGAGCGCCCAGGACGGUGAGGAGCGCGCGAGGCUGCCCGUGGGGGGCAGGCUCCCCGAGCCGGGGGAAGACAUCUUCGCGCUGGUGGACCUCCAGGGCUCCGUGAAGGGAGUCUCGCUGGUUGAGGGCGCGAUGCCUCCAGCUCCUGCGGGGACGAUCUCGACAGCGUCCACGGGAAGUUGAGCGUCCGGCGCAUGAGCACCAGCGCCAUGGCUUCACAUGGCGUCGCAAUGCCGCGUCACGGUCGCGUUCCUGGCUGCGGUAGAUUUUUGCCACGCUGUCUUGCCAGAGCGCCGGUAGGGCCUCUUCACCCCCCGCCCCCGGCUCCGCAGGUGCAGCUUGCACGAUCGUUUCCACAGAAUUCGGAAUUUAUGGAAGAUUUGCAUCCGAAUCGAGGCUGCAAGUGCCUCCGAGCAUCUUACAGUACGAGUGUUGGCGUAAAGAGCAGCAUAGACCGCGAAAUGCCACCGGAGAAAGGCCA
Prorocentrum cordatum is the source of this 2214-nucleotide messenger RNA. Lineage: Eukaryota; Dinophyceae; Prorocentrales; Prorocentraceae. The record is from the annotation of a GenBank genome assembly.